This is a messenger RNA of Doryrhamphus excisus (bluestripe pipefish), 1476 nucleotides long. Lineage: Eukaryota; Metazoa; Chordata; Actinopteri; Syngnathiformes; Syngnathidae. The record is from RefSeq and is a predicted model, not a curated record.
GAUGAGAAGCAAGCAAAAACAAGAGUAUCUCUUUAGCAAUAAUAUACUAUUAUAGUAUAGUAUUUUAAUAACUGGUGUUAGCACCACUGGAAUAUUCUUGUGAAUGUUUUGACCUCAUUCUUCUAAAAAUGGAGGAUGCCGGGAAGAAAAGAGGUAUUGUGAUAAAAGACGACUGGCCAGGAUACAGCCUGAACCUGUUCACCUACCCAGAGCAUUACCAUGACGACAUAGACAGUGUUUACAUUCCACACGGUGUCGUCAUGGACAGGACCGAACGCCUGGCCCGAUAUAUCACAGAGGACUUUGUGGACGACAACAUCAUGGUCCUGUGUGUUCUAAAGGGCGGUUACAAGUUCUGCGCAGACCUGAUGGAGUACAUCAAGGUGCUGGGACGCAACUCCAACAAGUACCUGGAGACACGGGUGGAGUUCAUACGGCUUAAGAGCUACCUGAAUGAUCAAUCCACAGAGGACCUGCACAUCAUCGGCAGCAGAGAUCUAUCGUUUCUACAUGGAAAGAGCGUCCUCAUUGUUGAGGCCAUUGUUGACACAGGCAAGACAAUGAAGGCUCUUCUGAAGCAUGUGGAGACCUUUGAACCCAAGAUGGUCAAGGUCGCGGGUCUGCUGGUGAAGAGGGCUCCCAACAUGGACGACAACCUGACUGACUAUGUCGGAUUUGAAAUUCCAAACCGCUUUGUCGUCGGCUACGCUUUGGACUACAACGAGUACUUCCGUGACCUGAAUCAUAUCUGCGUCAUCAGCAAGAGCGGGAAACAAAAGUACAAAGUCUGACAGAUUAAUAGUAUUUUGUUGCGACAAUUUGUAUAUGAAUUGUUUUGUGUUGUGUGUAAAUGUGAUGAAGACGCCGAUAAAGCAAAGGCCAGCCGGUGAGGACGCCGGUGGCAGAUGGCGACAGAUUAAUAAAGUUGGCAUCAUCGAGACUUGCUCUGACUCAUGGAAAACACACAUUGGGCGCAGUGUCGGGGUUCGAACACACAUAUAAAAUAAUAAUAUACUUGUUCCCAGUUACAGGUACAGUAUAAAUAUUCAUUUCUCUAUUCAAUUGCAUUACAUCUAGUGGGAAUUAUGCCGAAAUAAUAUUAGAAUAUAUACAUAUUUUACCAUAAUGGAUCUAUAAACUAACGUUAUGGCCUGUGUGAGUUUCUUCUCUAAGUAAAUAGUGCUGUGUUUCGGAUGCAUUGUCCAGCCCCCCCCGGGCCUUGACCCCCUUGAAGAGGACCCUUAAAGCAGACAGUGCAAACACGCUUCAAACGUCCGGAAGAAUGUUUUGUUUUCUUUGGCCUUGUUGCUGUCGCCAGGGCAACGGAGAGUCAGGUGUCGUUAAACGCCACUUGAAUAAAGUGGGGAAAAAAUUUUACUUUUUGUUUAUGACAGUAACAGGAACAGCUUUAGGGGGAAAAAAGGCUUUACUACACAUCUUAAAAGGUAUAUCAGUCAUUUUUUUACUCUUGUCUUA